Echinops telfairi (small Madagascar hedgehog) is the source of this 1456-nucleotide messenger RNA. It is a transcript of the gene CLNK, whose product is annotated as cytokine dependent hematopoietic cell linker. Gene Ontology annotation, biological process: intracellular signal transduction; cell surface receptor protein tyrosine kinase signaling pathway. The transcript is spliced from 13 exons. The coding region runs from base 1 to 1149 and encodes 382 amino acids. NCBI's taxonomy places the organism in Eukaryota, Metazoa, Chordata, Mammalia, Afrosoricida, Tenrecidae. The record is from RefSeq and is a predicted model, not a curated record.
AUGGAAUGGAUGUAUUCAUUCCUUAUACAGAUUAUAAUUACAGCAUCCAGUGGUGUGAAGGUGAAGCAGAUGCUGCUGAUGGAUGACGUUGCAGGCUCGCACCACGCUGCGAAGGACCCUCUUCAGUGCUACGAAAGGACCUUGCCUGCAGCCCUGGUUGGAGCAACAGUUCACAGUGAGAAUGACUAUGAACAACCUGAGCUUCAGAGGGUGGAGACAUGGCAGCAAUCAAUCAAAAUCUUACCAGCCAGGCCUAUAAGGGAAUCAGAAUAUGCAGAUACACGCUCUUUCCAGGAUGUGAUGGACCUUUCAGUAGACGACGGCUCCAAGACCUCUUUUCCCAUUGAGAGGAAACCUAGGAGCACACUGCUUCAUUGGGAAGACGAGGACAAAGUCAUGUCAGAGGACACCAGCAGCCAACAUACCAAAGGAGAAGCCAUGUCCCCCAGAGUUGGGAACACAAAGAUAGGUGACAAACUCAUAAAAAGAGUCAAGACAGAUGAGCUUAAAGGAUUUACAAGAGUUCCUCAUCAUCAUGUGGAGCCUGAAGUGUCUCACUUGCCACAAAACCAGAAUUUCCCAGGGAUCCCUUUGGCUGCUGCCAGCUCUUCCUUCAUGACGAGCCCCCACAGUGUGCAAAGCAGAGUUCAUAAUGGAAGCCUGCAAUCCCAUUCUCCUCAGCGAUGUCCAUCUCCAACCGGCUACAACUCUCACGAGAAUCAGUUACCUUGCAAAAACAUGAGCUGGAAAAAGCCUUAUCCCCCAUCAUGGGAUACAAAGGGUGUCCAGCACCACAAUUGGUAUGUUGGAGAAUACAGCCGACAAGCAGUAGAAGAGGCACUGAGGAAAGAGAGCAAGGAUGGGACUUUCUUGGUCCGGGAUUGUUCCUCGAAAUCCAGCUCAGAGCCCUAUGUUUUGGUGGUGUUUUAUGGAAACAAAGUCUACAAUGUGAAAAUCCGCUUCCUGGAGAAGGAUGGGCAGUUUGCCCUGGGGACAGGACUCAGAGGAGGCGAGAAGUUUGAUUCAGUGGAAAGCAUCAUCAAAUACUACAGGAGUUUCCCUAUUACCCUGAUUGACGGGAAAGACAAAACCGGUAUCCAAAGGGAGCAAUGCUACCUGACUCAGCCCCUUCCAUUCUCACCUUGGUAGCCUGACCCUGCUUUCAUCUUUCCUCAGGGGAGGCCUCUACCUUUCCUAACUUAUCGCAAACUAUUAUUUUCUGUGGCUUCAAAGUAGUCCAUGUUUAGAAUAAGCAAAAAACAUGCUGUAACCCAAAUCUUAGCAGGAUAUUAACAGAAAGUUGCUGGAAAUUCAAGUUCGAUUCAGAGAAGUGCACAGACCAAAGGAUAUCAUUGCUGAUGUCGCAUGAAUCUUGCUGAAAGCAGAAAAUACCAGAGAGAUGUGAUGGGGAGAGACCAGUCCUUGGAAAAGGACAUCACGCCUUCACAACAAUAUG